AUGGCCGCCUCACGUCGGCGUCAGGCGUCUAAACCGCAACACAAUGCGGUAAACACCAACAAGAACCGCGACGACCGAGGAACCAUUGCGUCGGAACCUUCGCCCCGCGUCAUCAAUGCCGCCCCGUCCCUCGAAAAGGCCGAGAUGUACGGAAUCGACGACAACCGUCCGUUCUUCAGCCGUGCUAUGGCCCUGGCUGGGCGCAUGUUCAUCGAGACGAUUCCGCAAUGGAUAGCUAUAGGAGUUAUGCUCUCGCUGAUCUUUGGAGGCUGCUGCUCCAAUGUCUUUGCGCUCGAGUCCAUCAUCAAAGUCGAGCCCGGUGCCGGAACUCUCUUGACCUUUGUCCAAUUCCUCUUCGUCGCCCUCGUCGGCCUACCUUCCCAGAUCGACUGGAGCCGUCCGCCCUUCUUCCUCAAGAAGAAUCAAGUCCCGCUCACACGAUGGCUGAUCAAUAUCGCGCUAUUCUUUGCUAUCAAUGUCCUCAACAACCAUGCUUUUAGCUACGACAUCUCGGUCCCCGUACAUAUUAUCCUGCGCUCGGGAGGCAGCAUAACUACAAUGAUUGCGGGAGCGUUAUGGGGCAAGAGAUAUUCCAAAAUCCAGAUUAUAGCCGUGCUCCUCCUCACCGUGGGCGUGAUCACGGCGGCCUGGUCUGAUGCGCAAAGCAAGGGAGCGAGCAAAAAGGAGUAUCACGAGAAGAACUCGGACUUCGGCAUUGGUCUUGCUAUUCUCUUCGUUGCCCAGAGCUUAUCCGCUGUCAUGGGCCUUUACACGGAAGAGACUUACAAGAAAUAUGGCCCGCACUGGAAGGAGAACCUGUUCUACUCGCAUCUCCUGUCUUUGCCCCUGUUUCUCUUUUUCUGGCCUUCGUUGAAGACCCAGUUCAGGAGACUGGCCGACAGCGCGCCCUUGACUCUUCCGCUGCCGGACUUUGAGGAGUACCCCAACCUGUCGCCCAACCUCCAGAAGUUUUUGGAGAACAUUCAUAUUCCUAGCCAGCUGUUUUACCUGGCACUGAACGUCUUGACGCAGUACGCUUGCAUCCGCGGAGUCAACCUUCUGGCAGCUGCCUCGACCGCCUUGACAGUCACGAUCGUCCUCAACAUCCGGAAGCUUGUCAGUCUGCUGUUGAGCAUAUGGCUGUUUGGAAACAAGUUGGCGUUUGGAACCUUGGUGGGAGCCGUGAUAGUGUUUGGCGCCGGCGGGCUGUACUCGCUGGAUGGGAAGAAGAAGGCUCCGGUCCGGAGGGUCUCGGCCGCGCCGGCGCUCAAAAAGGCUUGA
Molecule: messenger RNA, 1281 nt
Organism: Sordaria macrospora k-hell
Lineage: Eukaryota; Fungi; Ascomycota; Sordariomycetes; Sordariales; Sordariaceae
Biological process (GO): transmembrane transport
Cellular component (GO): endoplasmic reticulum membrane; Golgi membrane
Molecular function (GO): UDP-N-acetylglucosamine transmembrane transporter activity
Source: RefSeq, a predicted model, not a curated record